GCGGCGGGCGCGGCCCCCUCGUCGGGCGCCGACAGGGCUGCUUGCGCGGCAUGAGUGACCGCGUUGGCGUGUGAUGGACUGGCCGCGGGGCAGGCAACGCGACUGAGCCAGAGAGCGUCGCACAGCAUGGCGGACGGUGCGGGCCAGCAGCCCGACGAGCCGGCGGCGUCGCCCGCUCACGAGGCCGGCUCGCCGCUGCGGCCGGCGCGCGACGACGAAGAGCUGCUCGACGUGGUGAGCACGGCAUCGCUGGACGGCGCUGACUUCUCCGAGGACGAAGAGUACUUUCGGCCCAUCAAGCGGCUCUGCAUGCUGGAGGCGCCGGCGAACCCGUCGCCCAAGCCGCUCACCUCCUUCUUUAUCAAGGACAUCCUGAGCCACAAGCCUGCACGCCGUGCGUCCGGCAUUGUGCGGCCCUGGGACCUCGAGUCGGCGAGCCCCGGCCGGCGACGGCCGCGCUCGACCGACGAGGACUCGCGCUCCGAGAGCGACUCUGCCGACAGCCCGGCGGCGCCGCAGCAGCACAGCUCCACGUCGCCGCUGGAUGCACUCUUCGAAAUGACGAGCAAGGCCUUCGAGGGGCUCGAGUCCGGAGACCGCACGGCCGAAUCCUCUCGGGAGAACGGCGGCUCCUUCAACGGCCGGCAGCCAGUAAAAAAGAAGCGGAAGUCGCGAACGGCGUUCACCAACCACCAGAUCUUCGAGCUGGAGAAAAGGUUCCUCUACCAGAAAUACCUGUCACCCGCCGAUAGGGACGAGAUCGCGCAGUCGCUGGGGCUCACAAACGCCCAAGUGAUCACAUGGUUCCAGAACCGGCGCGCGAAACUCAAACGGGACAUGGAAGAGCUCAAAAAGGACAUGGAUGCUGCCAAGAUCCACACCAUUCACAAGACCCUCCUGGAUAACAUACAAGAUCUCAGCAGUUUCAAGAAGGACAUCCACAAGGCUGCGAGCGGACCGUGAGCCCAGUGCCGCGGUCUUCUCGGAAAGUCCAAAAAAAGUUCUCACAAGAACUGUCGAUACCUUCUAUGGGUUCCAUGUGCAGAGACAGCCUUUCUACGGGUAACUCGUCGGACAGUGCGUUGGCGACGCCGCCGUCGCCAUUGCUUUGCCAUCUUGUGGUAUGGUCCGCUUCUUCUUCGCGGCGGGCCACAAGGUGCGCACAACACGUACACACACACACACACACACGCUAUAGCCACCACGCGAACCCGCGAACUGUGCGCUUGGUGUGUUCUCUGAAUGCCAUGUAUGCCUCCCCUCUUUCCUUCGCCACCAUCUACGCCAGAGGGAGCCACUCUCUCGCGCUCCUCGUAUACGUAAGAGACACUGGCCUGCGAAGUGGCCGAGUUCGUGCAGACAAAGUCCUGAGAGUAUUUAUUUACCAUGUAGUAGUUCCCUGUGAAGUACACUUUUCAUUACGAUUGUGCUGGCCGGCUACGAGCGAGCCUACCACAACGAGCUGUUAUUUUGCAGUUUUAAGUUUGAUUACGGAUGUAAGAAAAAAAAAUGGUCAUAUUGUUUCCUACGUACCUCAUGACCAUUUGAUGCAGCUUGGCAGCAUAUUACCUAUUAAAAAGCGAAAUACUGAAUUCUCGGCGCGGAAAAAAGAAACUGAGUUUCUGGAUUUGCCUCUAUGCUAUUCAUUUAUAUGGCUUCAAGAACCAAACGCCGUCAGGCGCGCGAACAUUAUCGCGCUGGAGUCGGGUAUCCCUCGUGUAUAAUGGUGCGUCGACUGGGGAGCUCAAUCUUAGAUCACCAAAGGGAUGUUGUAGGGAAGGGGGGGGGGGGGGUGAGGGGCAAUUUAUUUAUGAAUACAUUGGUCGAACCUCCUACUGCUAUUGCUCCGGCGAAAUUGCACCAACUAUCGGCUUGAUACUAUUUUGUUUCAUUUGUUUUAUAUGUAUCAUUGUCCUCCUGCAUUGGUCGUGCAGUGGCAUACAUCGCGGUGUAUCAGUAUUUUAGUGUAGAAUACCGAGGAACAUACUCAAGGUUAGCGGUUUGGAUGUGCGCAUGCAGUUGGAGUGACGCUAUAUUGUUGGAAAACUUGAAAGGCGAAAGCCACAGGGCACACUCCUACCCAGGCCUGAACUAGCUCAUUAACACGUUUAUAGCGGUGGCGAGCUCAUCGGAGAAUCGCAUUUUGUUGUAUAGUCGAUGUUUAGACAGCGACUGAAAACAAUACAAAAUUUGUAAUACCUCGCGCACAUUUUCAAGAAAAGAAAAUUACAUCAGCUUAUCAUCACUCUUGCACUGUAUCCUGAACAGGACGGAACGUUUUCCCUUGGUUGGACAAAACAAGGGCUCGUCUAAAUCAAAUCAUUGCCACAGUGAGCAUGACAAUGGCCAGUUCUUGGUUGCCCUUGCUGUAUCUCUUGGCAGCACUAUUUAACGCAAUGACUCCUUUUUUAAUAUUAAAAAGAAAGGCGAAUCCAUGACAUUUAGGUUCUAGGCGCAUUCUGUUGAUCGUAUAGGUAAACUCGAUAAAUAGUGCCGUUGGUACAUAUGCCUAGUAAAGUAUUGUGCGUGGAAACGCCUCGGCAGCUCGGUCACCACGACAAUCCAGCCGCUGCUUUGUGUGCAGUCCACUCGGUCCUGCACUUCACGACGAAGGAAACGCUCCCGCUACUACAGCGCAGAGCUCGCACACUGCAGGAUGCGUGUCAUGAUUUCAAAGCGAGCGGAAUAGAGGUCCGGAGGACCCACCAGUCGGUCAGCGGCGACUUCAAUGGCCUGGUCAACGAGGUCUUCUGCGAGGCAGAGGCCUUCGCCCUGUAUAUACGUAUGCUUAUUCAAGCUGCUGUUAUGUCCCGUGUAAAUAUUUUACAUCCCGCCCAGACAUUUCUUGAAAACUCUACGGGCAUCUUGCGCGAGCACGGCCGCCGGCAGGCCUCGGCUAUGUUGCACUGUAUGCGCGAAAUAUUUGCCCCUUUCUGUGUCGUUUUCUUUUGUCUCAUAACUUCCUUGGCUUUGUUUACCUUGGUACACCAGCACAAAGAAACAGAAAGGCAACAACGUGUUUAUAGCAAGAAUGUUUGUAUCUUAAGCUUUUUUUUUCUGCCGUGGUCUGAUUAUUUAAACUUUCCUAAAAUAUUUCUGAGUGCGGUGGAUACAAAACCCCGGUUUGUGGCAUCCGUUCGAGGUGUCUGCCUGCUUCGUCAAAAAUUGCUUUAGCAAGAGUAUUGUUCUCGGUGCUUACUACAUGCACAGCGCUUAUAUUUAUUUUCCAUUGCGCGAAUCCGCAUUCUUGGCGCAAUAAUAGCACGAGACAAUAUCGUCAACGAAAAUACACAGCCUUCACAAAAGCCUCCUCAGCAUGUACAGGUAUGUGCGGUAGCAAAUGCCACUUACGCUGGAGAAAUUCGCGAGCAUGUGAAAACUGUCUCCGCAUCAGAGAACGCGUCCAGCGGCUAGUGAAGCUCACUUACGGCCUUCGCGGUGUACGAGGACAUCACAGGCCAGCUUUAUACGGUGUAUAUGCUCAUUUCACUCCUUUAGCCAUGCGGAUGCGUAUGGGCUUCUUGUUGAUGGGAUCAUUUCUUGUGGUUAAAAUAAAACGUGGAACAGCAGUGAAAGCGCUAAUUAGUGCAGUGCAAGCGUUCCAGAAUCAACGACCACAAAACGCACAUCUUCGCCUCAUACAACGCAGUUUGAAUAGAGGACGAGGAAGUUGCACGCGGUUACAAAAUAGCCACAGUCUGAAAGGUGCGAUACGCAAACGACGAAGAAAUUCUCAUGUUUUCCUACCACGUUUUUGUUAUCUUUUUUCGUCACCACCUAUUUAUUGCGUCUGUCACGCUACAAAGGUGCGCACUGCCGGUGUUGCUUUUCUAGACACUUGAUUUCAUAUUGCUCUUCGCAGGCGCACACUUGACGCGAUCACACGCGAGUAGCGAAGCAUUACCUUUUAGUUCGGGUGGCAACAUUCUCGAACGGCUGUCAUAAGAAAACACUCCUGUUGGGUCAAUGCCUGACGGGAACGAUUUUACGGGGGGAAAAGUGCAGCGAACCCACGUGGCUUGCACUUUCUCAUUCUUCGGCACGAAAAGCGACAAACGCGCAGCGCGAACGACUCCGAAAAUUGCUCCCGAAGCGGCCUCGUUCACACAACCAACCAGGUCGCUUCGUCAACCCGAACAACUAGCAGGCAUCUUCAAAUGUACUUUCCGUUGAAUAAGUUCCUUUUCUCUCUUUCUUUCUCUCUCUCUUGUUUGUUUCUCAGCGAAGGAAACGUUGGCUCACACCAAAUAAACCAGGCCUACCGUACAGGUCUUGUAGCGACUGAUCCGUAUACUUUGGAACGCAUUAUACACAUUGUACAUAUAGCGAGCAGCCUGUCUUGUUGUGCAGAGUUUACGUCUUUGCUGCGAAAGUAUACACUGUGUCGUGUCUUUGCGUGUUGUUACGUGUGAGAUCCCAGCCUAUGUCACCAAGUCCUUUCUGUCUCUCUGCUUUUUUAUUUUAUUUUUUGCCCCUGCAGUGAAGCCGUGCGACAGUGGUGGUAAAUGCGUUAAUGAACAAUCACGGCUCUGCUGGGUUGUGUUGCAGAAAAAAAAAGAGAAAAAAAAAGAAAGGAAGGAACAUUGCCAUUUAUUUUCUACUCCACACUAGUUGAGCGACAAUGCACAGGCAUCUGCCAGCAGUGCGAAAUUGACAACGUGAAAUGCGCACGGACCACCUGCAUCCAGGCUUUAUUUACUUUGUUCUCGUUAGCUGGUGAACAUGCAUUACAAGAACACCGGUUCACCCAAGCGACGUUUAUCUUCUCUCGGCUCACAUCUGUGCUUCAGCCAAAGCACGAAACAACUUAGUCUACUUCGCGUUGAACUUACAAAACCACUGUUGUUCGGGCUUCUUUUAUAUAUUGUAAGUAGUUCCUAUUUAAGUACACGACAAAAUCUAAAUGUUUAUUAUUACUUGCAUAUUCAAUGUUUUGUUAAUGCUGUGAAAUAUUGGUAUCUGUACGCAUCACUGAACAAUCCUGUGAUAAUUCUUAUUGUUUCGAGAGACGUUGUAGCAUUCAUGCCUGAAUGAACAAUGCGUAUAACAAUAAAAUCUGAAUUUAUCCACCGUG
Messenger RNA from Dermacentor andersoni, 5074 nucleotides. RefSeq names its product transcription factor LBX2-like. Gene Ontology annotation, cellular component: nucleus. Gene Ontology annotation, molecular function: DNA-binding transcription factor activity, RNA polymerase II-specific; sequence-specific double-stranded DNA binding. NCBI's taxonomy places the organism in Eukaryota, Metazoa, Arthropoda, Arachnida, Ixodida, Ixodidae. The record is from RefSeq and is a predicted model, not a curated record. Gene Ontology annotation, biological process: regulation of transcription by RNA polymerase II.